Molecule: messenger RNA, 1767 nt
Organism: Sander lucioperca (pikeperch)
Lineage: Eukaryota; Metazoa; Chordata; Actinopteri; Perciformes; Percidae
Product: carbohydrate sulfotransferase 11-like
Exons: 5
Coding region: 705-1568 (287 amino acids)
Biological process (GO): carbohydrate biosynthetic process; proteoglycan biosynthetic process
Cellular component (GO): membrane
Molecular function (GO): sulfotransferase activity
Source: RefSeq, a predicted model, not a curated record
UCUGCUUCUUGACAAACAGAACUACCAACCUUAUUGUAGGCUAAUAUUACGUGGCUGACAUAACGCGUUAGUAUUUUAAUACAACAGCAAGCUUUAACGUUAGAGAUACAGUGCGCUGGAGUAUAACUAUAGAGUUUGUUGUAAAGUUUCAUUCAGUGAAAAUGUCACAUUGGAUUUACGAUUAUCAAAAAAGAAAGUUGCUAUAGGAAUAUUACAGUAUUUGAAUGUAACAAGGAUACAUACAAACAAUAUAGGAGUAAUAACUAUUGGAUAAUAGAGUGGCUUUCAUAUAGAGCUGUGUGGUCUUACAGUAAUCUUGACAUAAUUAGCAACACUGUUAUAUCUGUCUUUGUGUGUGACUCUACAUAUGUGAAACAGAGGAAAUGUGCAGAGACAGUGUGAAAUGAGAAUGAAAUGAAGGAUGAAUAAGCCCACUGUGAACAGUGUAAUGUUUUGAAAGCCCCCCCUCCUAGUGACCCCCUGCAUUCCUCUGCUUUAACCCUCCUCUCCUCUUAUUACCUCCGCUCUCCCUUUUGUUUCCUGGGCUGAGCCGUUCUAGACAUUGAAGGCAGGUUGGUCCAAAGGGGACUACAGACUCCCAGGGAGAGGAGUCAGGGAGAAAGAAAGAACAUGGUGUGAAGCCUGACAGCAGACCAGGGAAAAGCAGGAGAAGUCCACUGCAGACCCUCUACAAUGGAGACCAGAUGCAGUCUGAACAGCAGCUGGAGCUGUUGCCAGCUCAGAGGUCCCUCCACGGUCGCAGGGAGCUGUUGGAGCAGGCGUGUCUGAGCCACACGAGGAAGCGCCAAGUGCUUUCACCGGAGGAUCUCAAACACCUCAUUGUGGACGAUAAACACAGCCUUAUUUACUGCUACGUACCCAAGGUAGCCUGCACCAAUUGGAAGCGUGUCCUUAUGGUCCUCACCAGCGACGGCCGCUACACCGACCCCCUUGCCAUCCCUGCCAAUGAGGCCCAUGUGGCAGGCAACCUCCGCACACUCUCCGAGUUCUCAGUCCCUGAGAUCAACCAACGCCUUCGCAGCUACCUCAAGUUCAUCUUCGUGCGGGAGCCCUUCGAGCGCCUGGUGUCCGCCUAUCGUAACAAGUUCACCCGUAGCUACAACACCGCUUUCCACAAGCGCUACGGAACCAAGAUCAUUCGCCGGCACCGUCCCGACCCGGAGCCCGAAGCGCUGGAGAAAGGGAAUGACGUGUCUUUCCACGAGUUUGUCCAGUACCUCGUGGACCCUCGGACCCAACGGGAGGAACCUUUUAACGAGCACUGGGAGCGGGUGCACUCCCUCUGCCACCCCUGCCUGAUCCACUACGAUGUAGUGGGGAAGUACGAGACUCUGGAGCCAGAUGCUCAGGCUGUGCUCAGGUUGGCUGGAGUGGAGGGGACACUUCAAUUUCCAACGUCUGGUAAAAGCACCAGGACUGAUGGCAACAUGGCAGCGCGCUUCUUUAAGCAUAUCAGUCCUUUCUAUCAGAAGAAACUGUUCAACCUGUAUCGAAUGGACUUCCUGCUCUUUAACUACUCCACACCAGAGUACCUCAGGACUCGAUGAGGGGCAGAGACAAGAGGAUUGACAUCAGUGCCAUGGAUGUGUGAUAGUUGUGAUGGUUUUCCUUUCACAUCCCAUUUAGACUUUUUUUUUUUUUAUAAGUGAUGAUCUUUUUGCACUUUUUGGUCGCCAUGGACAGUUGUCGUCGCUGCCUGGAGUGGUCCAUCACAAGCACCGACUUGUCACUGUGACACUCCGACAA